This is a messenger RNA of Osmerus eperlanus (European smelt), 2382 nucleotides long. It is a transcript of the gene lacc1, whose product is annotated as laccase (multicopper oxidoreductase) domain containing 1. Lineage: Eukaryota; Metazoa; Chordata; Actinopteri; Osmeriformes; Osmeridae. The transcript is spliced from 5 exons. The record is from RefSeq and is a predicted model, not a curated record. Bases 125 to 1414 code for a protein of 429 amino acids. Gene Ontology annotation, molecular function: copper ion binding.
UCUGAGCCACAUUGUGAAUAGAAAAUAUGUUCCUCCCUGCCAUAAAAGUGCCUUGUUGCUACGUUAGGGCUUUAAUACACCAUUCGAAUACCCAAGCAAAGGUGAUUCGGACUGUUUAUUCACAAUGUCUACAAUAUUUGUAGUAGACCUUAUUUCAUUUCCAUGUUCGAACUACACUGACAGCCUUGAAAAACAGAUAGAUGGCGUUCGGACCGCUUUAACUGAAGAAACAGACGGUACAAUCUACAUUUUGACGGGACCACACUAUGAGCGAGUCAACGGUCCAAAUGGCACCAAACAUGCAACACUGCUGGAUACAGUGUCCUACGGAAACAGAAAUGUUGAAGUCUUGAACUUUAGUACCGUUGCUGAAUGCCUCUACCGUUUCAAACUUGCCGUGGACGAGUUGGAAUUCAAGUCGAUUAAGGUAAUCACAUCAGAACCUGGUGUAGCGUUGUUGCAAUUAUAUCAGGAGCAACUUUUCACUGCAUUAUACACUUUCGAGUAUGUUGCUGUCGGCGACCUCACUGACGUGCCAACAGUGACACCUUUGAGUGAUGUCAAGCAAGAGGUGUCGAGCUUUCUACAGCAACUACCUGCAGUGAAAGGAGAUGUUACCAUCCUGAGGUCCACUUUGAUUGCAGACUGUUUCUCCCAUGGGUUCAGCACUCGUCAAGGUGGCAUCUCCACCAUCGACACCCUGUCUUCUUUGAACCUGUUCAGUAGCUCCAGGAGACGCGACCCCCAAGGAGUCGUGUCCGAGAAUGUCCGCAGACUGGCGGUCACUGCUGGGUUUUACCCACGGCGUCUCCACAUGGUCAAGGUGAACCACGGCAAUGAUGUGUGGGUGAUGGGCAAGAAUGAGCCCGAGAGCUAUGACGGGAUUGUGACCAAUCAGAGGGGCGUUGUCAUAGCAGCUCCAGGGGCGGACUGCAUGCCCCUCCUCUUCGUUGACCCAGUAUUAAAGGUGAUCGGGGCAGCUCAUGCAGGCUGGAAGGGUACCCUGAUGGGAGUUGCCAUGGCAACAGUAAAUGCCAUGGUGGAGGGGUUUGGCAGUAAUGUGCGUGACGUCCGUGCGGUGAUUGGACCGUCGGUGGGGCUGUGUUGUUUUAGCUGGAAGAAGGAGCAGGCCCUGGAGUUCCUAGACAUCCAGCCCUCCUGUGUCCUCAACCCGGACGCCGACAAACCUCAUAUCAACAUCCAAUUGGCUACCAGAUUACUCCUCCAGAAAGGCGGAGUUCUCCCGGAGCAUAUCCAUGACAACACAGUGACGGACAGGCCAAGUGUGACGCUCUGCACCGCAUGCCACCCUGAGUCCUUCUUCUCCCACGUGAGAGACGGGCUCAACUUCGGCACCCAGAUCGGCUUCCUGUGGAUCAAGGAGACAGAAAGGACUGGGAGAGACAGGGACUAACAGACAUCUGCUCAAAUUCCUACAUUAUUGAUGGGACGAUGGGUAGACAGACAGCAUGACAGACAAAGACUGACUGACAGACAGGUGGACAUGCAGGAAACCAGACAGACACAGGGACUAACUGAGCCACGUCCGCUGUGAAGUCAUUUCAAAACAAGGGCUGUGAAUGAACCCAACGGCUUCUCAGAUCGUAUCUAUACCUCUUUAUCUAGAAGAUCUUAUUGUUGACCAUAACUUUUGCAUAUUAUUGAGCAGUGAAAAUGAAACUCGGAAUUGUUGAAAUGAUACAUGUGAAAUCCUUUGUAACUGUAGUUUAUAUCUUCAGCACAAUUCUCCUGUUCUACAACAAUGCUCCAUUAAACCAUGUGCUUAACGAGACUUAACUGCAUUGUGUAAGUUCCAGCUGAACACAUUUUAUUUAAUGGGAUCAAUUAAGACCAACAGCUGUUCUUAAUGUGUGUUUAAUAACCUUGCACACAGGCAGGGGACUAAAGGGAGCUGGGGAGGUAUAGAUAACAGUAUUGAUACUGUGGGUUGUGCAAUAGCAAUAAGGGCCACUAUGUGGCAGUGUUAGCUGUGUGUUGAGUCAGGAGGGGCUGUUUUGCUUUUGAAUGAGACACUUUGGGAUGUUCUUGAUAUGUCAAUAAUUUUUUACGAGUCAACACUUAAGGAGGCUAUUUAUGUAUUGUUGGUCACAAAAGGCCAGAAUGAUGUCAGUUUUUUGUUAUACAGUAACUUUAUCCCUCAAGAGAAGUGGUAGAACAGGCUUGUUUUUGACAGACAUAUUUGUCUGCAAAUGCCAACUGAUGGUUUAAAAGGCUCAGAGACAAGACUGUUCUGAGAAUUUACGGUUCCGGGAAAAGGUGUUCCUUUAAUAAUGAAACCCAGGUGUAUUACCUUGUUUCAUUACGCUUGCCCGACCUUUUCCUGGAAGAGCGCAAUCCUUGGACGGGAGUUUAUUCUGUGUG